This is a messenger RNA of Cololabis saira (Pacific saury), 4741 nucleotides long. RefSeq names its product mucin-2-like. The transcript is spliced from 2 exons. The record is from RefSeq and is a predicted model, not a curated record. The coding region runs from base 80 to 4741 and encodes 1553 amino acids. NCBI's taxonomy places the organism in Eukaryota, Metazoa, Chordata, Actinopteri, Beloniformes, Belonidae.
UUCUCCAAUCAGUUAUGUCAGCACAUUAAUAGAGGGCAAAGAGCAUCCUCAAAUUCCAAGUACGGUUACGUUAACCGGAAUGACAUCGAGCUAUGAUGGAAAAGUGACCAAAGAGGUUAACACAGGAAUGUCAGAACCAAGGGAAGAAACAAAAGCAACACAAGUGGAGGAAAACCAAGCUAAAGUCUCUACAACAACACAAAGAGGAACUGUGACCAAAUCAACACAACUGACAUCAACAGGACAAUCUAUAGGAUUUGGGGAAACCACAUCCACAGCAUCAAAAGCAGAGUAUGUUUCAUAUACAGUGAAUUCAACAUACUCAACAGUGAAUUCAACAUAUUCCAAAGCAUCAUCACAAAGAUCAUCACAAACAACCACUCCAGAGGAAGAAACAAAGUCUCAGACCAGUGCAAUAAUAGGUAACCAAGCCUCUUUGCUAACACCAACUACAGAAAUACGACCUACAAUGACUACAAAUCCAGCUCCAUCAGCAACAAAUGCUUUAUCUCUUGAAUCAACACCAUCGUCAGACACGAGCUCUGCACCUACAUAUUUGGAAACACUUUCCCAAGUCUCACCUAAGCAACUGGAGACAACUGAGAGGCUAAGAACAAAAGAUACACACUCAACAACCAAAUCAGGAGCUCCAACCACAUCAUCAGUGCAUGGACGACAAACCACAGCUGCACAACACACAAAUCAAGGGACACCAACACACAGUGAAUCGGUUUCUACGGCAACAGAAGUCACAACCACAAGGACUAUGGAAACAGUACUGACAUCAACACAAUCACCAUCUAUUCCACCUACAGCCAAUAUUCAUCCAUCUAUAGGCCUUACACUGAUACAAGAGGUUGGAUCUAUAACAACAGCCACCAUGGUAACACCAUCUCCUUCUAUAGACACUGUUAAAGGGACAGCCACAACAACAUCUACAGAAACAAGAGCGCCAACUACUCUAUCUGCAUCAGCACAAACAACACUGAAAAGUACAUUAAAAAUGUCAACUACAGACACAAAAUCAACAACUCCAGGACAAAGUUCAACAUUUGUGACAACACAAUUUUCUACCUUGCCAACACCGACAUCUGCAUCACUCACAGCUUCAACACAAACUAAUCACAGUCUGCCAACAACACAUAGAGGAACUGUGACCAAAUCAACACAACUGACACCAACAGGACAAUCCAGAGGAUCUGGGGAAACCACAUUCACAGCAACAAAAGCGGAGUCUGUUUCAUAUACAGUGAAUUCAACAUACUCCAAAGCAUCAUCACAAAGAUCAUCACAAACAACCACUCCAGAGGAAGAAACAAAGUCUCUGACCAGUGCAAUAAUAGGUAACCAAGCCUCUUUGCUAACACCAACUACAGAAAUACGACCUACAAUGACUACAAAUCCAGCUCCAUCAGCAACAAAUGCUUUAUCUCUUGAAUCAACACCAUUGUCAGACACAAGCUCUGCACCAACAUAUUUGGCAACACGUUCGCAAGCUUCACCUAAGCAACUGGAGACAACUGAGAGGCUAAGAACAAAAGAUACACACUCAACAACCAAAUCAGGAGCUCCAACCACAUCAUCAGUGCAUGGACGACAAACCACAGCUGCACAACACACAAAUCAAGGGACACCAACAAACAGUGAAUCGGUUUCUACGGCAACAGAAGUCACAACAAGAAGGACUAUGGAAACAGUACUGACACCAACACAAUCACCAACUAUUCCAGCUACAGCCAAUAUUCAUCCAUCUAUAGGCCUUACACUGACACAAGAGGUCGGGUCCAUAACAACAGCCACCAUGGUUACACCAUCUGCUUCUAACCAAGCCUCUUUGCUAACACCAACUACAGAAUUACUAACUACAACGACGACAAAUCUAGCUACAUCAUCAACAAAUGCCUUAUCUCUUGAAUCAACACCAUCGUCAGACACAAGCUCUCCACCUACGUAUUUGACAACACUUUCCCAAAUGUUACCUAAGCAACUGGAGACCACUGAGAGGCUAAGAACAAUAGAUACACUCUCAACAACCAAAUCAGGAGCUCCAACCACAUCAUCAGUGUCAUUUACAGGAAGACAAACCACAGCUGCACGACACACAAAUCAAGGGACACCAACACACAGUGAAUCGGUUUCUACAGCAACAGAAGUCACAACCACAAGGACUAUGGAAACAGUACUGAAACCAAAACAAUCACCAUCUAUUCCACCUACAGCCAAUAUUCAUCCAUCUAUAGGCCUUACACUGACACAAGAGGUUGGGUCCAUAACAACAGCCACCAUGGCAACACCAUCUGCUUCUAACCAAGCCUCUUUGCUAACACCAACUACAGAAUUACUAACUACAACGACGACAAAUCUAGCUACAUCAUCAACAAAUGCUUUAUCUCUUGAAUCAACACCAUCGUCAGACACAAGCUCUGCACCAACAUAUUUGGAAACACUUUCCCAAGUGUCACCUAAGCAACUGGAGACCACUGAGAGGCUAAGAACAAUAGAUACACUCUCAACAACCAAAUCAGGAGCUCCAACCACAUCAUCAGUGUCAUUUACAGGAAGACAAACCACAGCUGCACGACACACAAAUCAAGGGACACCAACACACAGUGAAUCGGUUUCUACAGCAACAGAAGUCACAACCACAAGGACUAUGGAAACAGUACUGAAACCAAAACAAUCACCAUCUAUUCCACCUACAGCCAAUAUUCAUCCAUCUAUAGGCCUUACACUGACACAAGAGGUUGGGUCCAUAACAACAGCCACCAUGGCAACACCAUCUGCUUCUAACCAAGCCUCUUUGCUAACACCAACUACAGAAUUACUAACUACAACGACGACAAAUCUAGCUACAUCAUCAACAAAUGCUUUAUCUCUUGAAUCAACACCAUCGUCAGACACAAGCUCUGCACCAACAUAUUUGGAAACACUUUCCCAAGUGUCACCUAAGCAACUGGAGACCACUGAGAGGCUAAGAACAACAGAUACACACCCAACACCCAAAUCAGGAGCUCCAACCACAUCAUCAGUGUCAUUUACAGGACGUCAAACCACAGCUGCACAACACACAAAUCAAGGGACACCAACACACAGUGAAUCGGUUUCUACGGCAACAGAAGUCACAACCACAAGGACUAUGGAAACAGUACUGACACCAACACAAUCACCAUCUAUUCCACCUACAGCCAAUAUUCAUCCAUCUAUAGGCAUUACACUGUCACAAGAGGUUGGGUCCAUAACAACAGCCACCACGGUAAGACCAUCUGCUUCUAUAGACACUGUUAAAGGAACAGCCACAAAAACAUCUACAGAAACAAGAGCGCCAACUACUUUAUCUGCAUCAGCACAAACAACAGAGAGAAGCACAUUACAAAGUUCAACAUUUGUAACAACACAAUUUUCUACCUCGCCAACAAUGACAACUGCAUCACUCACAGCUUCAACACAAACUAAUAACAGUCUGCCAACAACACAAAGAGGAACUGUGACUAAAUCAACACAACUGACAUCAACAGGACAAUCUAAAGGAUCCGGGGAAACCACAUCCAAAGUAACAACAGCAGAGUCUGUUUUAUCUACAGUGAAUUCAACAUACUCUACAGCAAAUUCAACAUAUUCCAAAGCAUCAUCACAAAGAUCAUCACAACCAACCACUCCAGAGGGAGAAACAAAGUCUCUGACCAGUGCAAUAAUAGGUAACCAAGCCUCUUUGCUAACACCAACUACAGAAUUACUAACUACAACAACGACAAAUCCAGCUCCAUCAUCAACAAAUGCCUUAUCUCUUGAAUCAAUACCAUCGUCAGACACACGCUCUGCACCUACAUAUUUGGCAACACGUUCCCAAAUGUUACCUAAACAACUGGAGACAACUGAGAGGCUAAGAACAGAUCCACACUCAACAACCAAAUCAGGAGCUCCAACCACAUCAUCAGUGUCAUUUACAGGACGACAAACCACAGCUGCACAACACACAAAUCAAGGGACACCAACACACAGUGAAUCGGUUUCUACGGCAACAGAAGUCACAACCACAAGGAUUAUGGAAACAGCACUGACACCAACACAAUCACCAUCUAUUCCACCUACAGCCAAUAUUCAUCCAUCUAUAGGCCUUACACUGAUACAAGAGGUUGGAUCUAUAAAAACAGCCACCAUGGUAACACCAUCUCCUUCUAUAGACACUGUUAAAGGGACAGCCACAACAACAUCUACAGAAACAAGAGCGCCAACUACUCUAUCUGCAUCAGCACAAACAACACUGAAAAGUACAUUAAAAAUUUCAACUACAGACACAAAAUCAACAACUCCAGGAGAAAGUUCAACAUUUGUAACAACACAAUUUUCUACCUCGCCAACACCGACAUCUGCAUCACUCACAGCUUCAACACAAACUAAUCACAGUCUGCCAACAACACAUAGAGGAACUGUGACCAAAUCAACACAACUGACACCAACAGGACAAUCCAGAGGAUCUGGGGAAACCACAUUCACAGCAACAAAAGCGGAGUCUGUUUCAUAUACAGUGAUUUCAACAUACUCCAAAGCAUCAUCACAAAGAUCAUCACAAACAACCACUCCAGAGGAAGAAACAAAGUCUCAGACCAGUGCAAUAAUAGCCACUGGAGAAGCUGGGAACCACAGAUCCACACCCAACAGCUAUGAUCUCACCUCCACCACAGAGUUCAGCAUCUUCCAUCACGUCAUCAAGAUCUUUGGCGACACCCACAGAUACGGCUAA